AUUGGACACUGCCAGCGAUCCCCCGCUCGUGUCUCUCUAGCCGAUAACCCUGCUGUCCAGUCAUAAUAUCCAGCGGGAUUUCACAUACGGCUGCACCAAAGGGUUUUCCACUGUGACAGGCUAUGAUAGACGAUGGCUCUUACCAUGUACCUGGGGGGGUUGUGUUUGUCAUCUUAUUAGGUCGAAUAUUUGUUUGGUUACUUUGCCGUUCGCCCUUCACUCGGGGGUCGCUUGCAUAACCGUCGCAUCAUGACUAGAGCAUGGCGAUAAUGACAUGGAGACCUGGGUUUGCUUAUUGCUUGAAAAAGUGCAAAACCUCAAGGCAAAGGGAAGAGGCAGACCGGGAAAAGCAAAUACAUACUUAUCCACGUCUGCAGAUCAAAUCCAGGCCAGCGGAAACCAGAACCAAGAAGACCGAAACUCCAAGCAAUUAUAUGUACAGUACAUACAACUCCAGGUACGAAGAAUCGCAGGGUCGAUCGCUGGAUGACUAUCGUCCAAGUAAGUUUUCAAUAUGCCCGUCGUUGUGUGCCAGUAAACUCGCAGAUAUCUGGCUUCCAGCCAGGAACCAAGCAGGUACGAAGCAGGGUUCGCAGACUCUGCAUCGAAUAAAGAAAUGUCAGCCUUUUCUGUACGCCAGGUUGUACCCAGAGGGCAGCCCGCUUGCCCUACGUUUCAGGCUCUGGAAGGUAGAUAAAAGGGACUUGAUUCUAGUUACCAUAAUGUUCAUAGAUACGGUCAUCCAGCUGCCUCAAAUAUUUUGAUCCAAACAAUGAGCCCCUGCAGAAUAGUUCCAGCUAAUUUAGCUUUCUCUUGUGAGCUGAAUGGUGGGAUUUUCAAUUAUUUGCUGUCAACUUCAUUAGGCCUUUUUGAUCCGACUAUGGACAGCAAAGCAUAUUUGCAGCCUUGAAGUGAAUUGCUUGAUUUCAAAUGUUUCAAUACUUUAUCCUGGUUUUAAUCCUUGUGUACUCAAAGUCCAGCCAAUUUUCCGACAGAUCUUCCAUUUUGAUUCCAGGCUGGGAGCCUGAAAAUUGCCUCGAUCACUUCCCAGCGUAUCCACGAUUUUGUUGCAAGAACUAACCUGUGUCUUUCUCAGUAUGUCAAAAUUCCACACUGGCAGUCAACAUUCGAACUUGAGCACGGGAAGGCCUAACUUAACUUGUGCCCCAAAGGUUGGCCCUCGAAAUGCUAAUGACAGCAAACUUGUUUCUGUCUGGACUGAUGGCCUGUCCAAUUGCAAAUUUGAGAGGGGCUGUGUGUUGGCGCCGGCUUCUUAAUCACGUCCUGAACCAAGUUCCGGACAAGGUGUCGCCCGUCGCCCAUACCUGCUUGAAAAGCCGGUUCUCCGAGUUCGUAGGGUUAGAGAUUGUUCAAUCCGCAAUUCCACAUUCCAAUAAUUUGUGGCUCAAUUGCUCGCCCUAGGUUAUGCGUCUGUUGCUUAUAUGUAUUUAUUUAACUCUAGCUGUCAAAAAGUUCUGCUGCAGAUAAGUCCGCAAUUGAUAGGGGACUUCUUACUCGGAAAUAAGUUCUUGAUAUAUCGUCCUCCAUAGUUUCAAAUAUAUAUUCUGACUUGUUCCUCCUAGCGUUUGGGAAACUUCCUAGGUAGAGACUAAUAACCCUCUGACAAAAAAGGGGUGUUGAGCAACGCUGCGGGAUAAUCGCGCGGCUAUGCGAGACGCGGUAGUUCGACUAUCAUGUGAUAUCAAAUGUCGUCUCGGCCGUGAGACUAUGACUCAAACAACCAGGACAAAUACCUAUGGGUAUAGCCCAUAUGUCCCUCCUUGUCUCCUUUCCAGGGAGAAACCUUCACGCAGAGAAAUAUAGAGCACACAGCAAAAAAGACAUAGAGGACCAAAACCUUACAAUACGAACACAAUGACCACUCAACAACCAACCAACCCCACCACCACCACUACCACCGACUCCGAAAUGUCUCUCCGCGCCACAGCUCUCAUCACAAACCUCUCCGCCGUAACGGCGCGCAUCGCCGCCGCCUCCGCCAAAGUCCCGCAAACCCAACCCCAAAGACCCCAACGCCCCGUCCGCCUGCUCGCCGUCUCCAAAAUAAAGCCCGCCUCCGACGUCCAAAUCCUCCACGAGCACAACCCAACCCUACACUUCGGCGAAAACUACUUCCAGGAACUGCUCGAGAAGUCCAGGGCCCUCAAGGCCCUCUCGCCCGAGGUCCGCUGGCAUUUCAUUGGCGGCCUGCAGUCGAACAAGUGCGUGUCGCUCGCGCGCGAUGUGCCGGGCCUCUUCGCGGUCGAGAGCGUGGAUACGGAGAAGAAGGCGAAUUUGCUGAAUCGGGGGUGGGGGGAGAGGCUUGCUGCUGCUGGCGAUGCGGAUGCGGAUGCGGAAAAUCGACUCCGCGUCUACGUACAGGUCAACACGUCUGGGGAAGCGAAUAAAUCUGGCGUCGAACCUGUGGAGGCGACGCGUUUGUGUCGGCAUAUCCGGGAGAAUUGUCCGCGGCUGAAGCUGGUGGGGCUGAUGACCAUUGGGGCCCUGGCGAGGUCGCAGGCGACGACGCUGGAAAAUGAGAAUGAGGACUUUUUGUGUCUGAGGGAGACGAGGGAUAGGGUCGAGAAGGAGCUUGGGCUGGCGGGUGAAGAUGGGGAAGGGGAAGGGCUGGAGUUGAGCAUGGGUAUGACUCAGGACUAUGAAGGGGCGAUUAAGAUGGGGAGUGAUCAGGUUAGGGUUGGAGCUGAGAUAUUUGGACCCCGGCCCCCGAAAUUGGAGGCUAAGUUGGUGGAGAGGGAGAAAUCUUAGAGGACGAUCACGAUCGGGAUAAAAGUUGGAUAUCUGGUGUAUUUAUGAUUAAAAUGAGACUAUGUACGGAGUUUGUGACUGUAGAUUACUAAUUAAAAAGACUCCCACCUCAGUUCUUAAAUUACAUUUGAAAUUAUGUACACGUAUAGAACAUACACAUAACUAUAUAUGGGUAUGAGUCCCUUCGUUCACGCUCUACCAAGACAACUGAAAUUAAAGAAGGCAAAGACCAGAUGGAUAAUUCAAAAGUAAUUGUAAAGAAAAAAGGGAGUGCCAUCCAAACGAAUAAACAAAUCAAAGUGGGGGGGGUGAUGGAUAGUAGGGAUGUCAACAAGCUAUAAAUAUGUAUAAAUGAUAUUUCUUUUCCCUAUUCAGCGACGCUCUA
Blastomyces dermatitidis ER-3 is the source of this 3154-nucleotide messenger RNA. Its product is annotated as YggS family pyridoxal phosphate enzyme. Gene Ontology annotation, cellular component: intracellular anatomical structure. Gene Ontology annotation, molecular function: pyridoxal phosphate binding. Bases 1876 to 2769 code for a protein of 297 amino acids. NCBI's taxonomy places the organism in Eukaryota, Fungi, Ascomycota, Eurotiomycetes, Onygenales, Ajellomycetaceae. The record is from RefSeq and is a predicted model, not a curated record. The transcript has a single exon.